CCACCUUUCAAAAAAAAGAAAAAGUCAAACCAUAUUCCAACCCUAAACCUUCCUUGCGAAAAUGAAACUGACUAACUGAGAAGGUACCUGCGGCCAUCUCCCACCUCAAUGGACUACCGCGAUGGAGACGACGAUAGUGAGGAAGAAGAAGAAGGAACUGGAGAGUCGACAACGAUGAAGUGCGUAUCAUGCAAGGAAGAUUACUGCGCACGAGAAGCUGGCACCUGCCGGGAGUGCUACGAGGAGGCCAGCGAGACGGAGGAGGAGCUCAAGCGCGAGAUCGAGGAACUCAAGGCUAAAGUCAACUUUCUUCGGUUCUGGUCUCCAGUAGAUCCCCUCCAUUACAUUAAUCUCUCAUCUCCUCAGCGAGGCCCGUCUCCAUCUUCGACUCCCUGCUUUACCGACGUUGUUUUAGUGGCCUCUAAUGUCGGGAGUGAAAAGAACGCCACACAGCCAGUUCCUGUUCCGGCCCAUCGUGCUGUUCUUGCGAGUCGGUCCCGAGUGUUCAGAGCGAUGCUUGAGAAUGAAAUGGAAGAAAGCCUCAGUGGCACGAUUAAAAUCAGUGACGUGUCAUACGAUGUUCUUCGUGCCUUCGUCAAUUACCUGUACACAGCUGAAACCUGCCUAGACGAGUGCAUGGCUUGCGACCUUUUGGUGUUAGCUGAGAAGUAUGAAAUCAAACAUCUGAAGGCCUACUGUGAGAAGUUUCUCAUAUCAAAGCUAAAUUGGGAGAACUCACUUCUAAACUAUGCUUUUGCUCACCAACACAAUGCAAAUAAUUUGGUUGAAGCAGCGGUGGCAUUGAUUAUGGACAAUAUGGACAAGCUGAGGAAGCGCGAAGAAUAUGGUGAUUUGGUGGAAAAGGAUCCUAGGCUUGUUGUGGAACUCUAUGAAGCUUAUUUAUGUAAACAGACCAACACUGCUGCUUGUAAGGAUCCUGUUGCGAAAUGACAGUUCUCUUUUUGCCUGGGCAUGAAUGUGUGAAGUUGAUUCAAAUGAGGGCUCUUCAUAUGAGGUUAAUGUAUGACGUCUUAUUCUCAGGUGUUUUUAUAAUGUCAGUACUGAAUUAAAGGCUGAAUAAUGAGUUUUGAAUCAACAACCUUUAUAUAAUUAUAUUUCUCAAGACUUCAAAAUAAAGCAACCAGCAUCAUGUGUCUGCUAGGAGUGCUAGCUACUCCUACAAUAUGUGUAAAUGUACUAAAUUUUUUUGUAAAAAACACAUUUGUUAUGUAACUCUGUUUUUUUGUCAGGCCAUUGAUGGCAACUUAUUUACAAUGAAACAUGUCAUUUACAUGUUACAAUUUGAUGCCAUCAUCCUCCCUUUGUUAUAAACAAAUAGUGCUAGCUGUUGGGAGGAAUGCCUCUAGGCUACAAUAUGUGUAAAUGUACUAUUUUUUUUUUUUGUAAAAAACACAUUUGUUAUGUAACUCUGUUUUUUUUUUGUCAGGCCAUUGAUGGCAACUUAUUUACAAUGAAACAUGUCAUUUACAUGUUACGAUUUGAUGCCAUCAUCCUCCCUUUGUUAUAAACAAAUAGUGCUAGCUGUUGGGAGGAAUGCCUCUAGGCUAUAGAGAGAGGUCAAGUGUUUAAUUAAAUGGAAGAGACUGCGUAAUUCUUAUUUUAUGUCGGAGUUUGGUAGUCAGAGACUCAGAAUGUUUUUACUUAGAUUGAAAUUUGCUUAUUAAGACUGUUUAAAUCUGGCCUGGUCUGGUAAAUGUCUUUUAUAACUACGAAAGUUUGGUUUGGCCUGAACUGAUCUGAUGUGAACUGGUUUGGUCUGAACUGAUUUGAGACUGAAAGCUGGUCAAGCAAAAACAUCCUCACACUAUGACGACACAGCUAAAGAGAGGCGAUGAUUGAUGAAUAUGUUGUGCUGCGCUUGUGUAGUAUCGCUUAAAGACAAGGAAAGGAUUGGUGGGUGAUUUAUUUGUAAAAAGAAAAAUGUGGAUCAUAAGUCAUAACUUGCAUUCAAUUUGUAACCAACUAAAGGCUGUCAAACACAACUAUGCGGAUCAUGUAAAAGAAACACAUAAAGUAUGGUAAAUUUAGCUUACUUUUAAUAAAAUUUCUAGCUUGAAGAGGUUACACUUUAAGUUUUUUUUUUGACUUCAUG
Messenger RNA from Cuscuta europaea, 2113 nucleotides. Lineage: Eukaryota; Viridiplantae; Streptophyta; Magnoliopsida; Solanales; Convolvulaceae. The record is from the annotation of a GenBank genome assembly.